UUUGGGACCACACAUGUCAUCCGGUCAUGUUGUUCAGCUUUAGGAAAUCGACAUUCUAUUCAUUUUCAUUUGCUUCUCUGUAACUAUCGUUAUUUUCUCUGUUUAUACCGUCUUUAUAGCUCGAGUGCUCAGCGCUCGCUGUGACGCUCGCUGCGCUGCACCCCACGACCAUGGAACUGAAUAUUCGGGCUGCUGGAGAAAGCUCAGCAGACAAGUUUCUGGACUUGAUAGCCGAUCCGUUCCAGACUGAGGUACGAUAUAGCUCUUGCCAGAGCAUUUGGAGGCAUGAGGUCCAAGAAAAGUCCAUCUACGCAGCUAUCGUGUAUUCUUUUGUUGUUAGCGGCCUAUUGGUUCUCGUCUUCUGCUUCCUCCGACCGCGAAACAAUGGAGUCUAUGCUCCGCGAGCGACACAUGCCGACGACAAGCACAAACCCAUGGCGCUGGGUCGGAAACCAUUAAGUUGGGUGCCGGCCAUCAAGGAGGUCAAAGAGCAAGAUCUCGUGGAAAAAAUUGGGCUUGAUGCAGUUCUCUUCCUGAGGUUCAUGCGGAUGCUGAGAAACAUCUUUUUGGUGUUGACUGUGUUUGGCUGUGGCAUUCUUAUUCCAGUCAAUGUUGUGGGUGGGUCGUCGUUUUACGACCAGUGGGACAAUAUUGCAACGUUGAUGAAGUUCACACCGCAGUAUAUCUUCGGCACAAAAUUUUGGGCCUAUGUUUUGAUGUCCUACGUAUUCCAAGGGACCGUCUGCUUUUUCUUGUGGUGGAACUACAGGGCGGUGCUGAAAUUGAGACGGGCGUACUACAACAGUCAAGAAUACGCCAUGAGUUUGCAUUCGAGAACGCUGCUGCUCACUCAUAUUCCCAAAUCAUCGCGAACUGAUGUCGGCAUCACCGAGCUCGUGGAGCGAGCGAAACAAACAGACGACACUCCAAGAACAGUAAUUGGCCGCAACAUGAAAGAACUGCCCGAGCUGAUUGAGCACCACGACGAAGCGGUUCGCAAACUAGAAGGGAUAUUGGCUAGAUAUCUUUCCAACCCUGAGCGUCUUCCAAGCAAACGACCUGUAUGCAAAGUUGCAAAAGAAGACGAGUCAGUUCAUGGGAAGAAAAAGGUCGAUGCUAUCGAUUAUCUCACAGACCGAAUCACACGGCUUGAGACAACGAUCAAGGAAGUACGGGAAAGCGUCGACAUGAGGAAUCCUAUGUCCUACGGCUUUGCCUCGUACGCUCACAUCGAGGACGCCCACGCGGUUGCGUACGCUUCUAGAAAGAAGGGGCCCGGAGGCUGUGACGUCUACCUCGCACCAAAGCCCCACGAUCUCCUGUGGCAAAACCUUUCUAUGAGCCGAAGGAAAAGACGCAUACGAGCAUUUCUGGAUGGUCUUUGGGUUUUGCUCUUCACAAUCGCUUUCAUCAUACCCAACAUGUUAACGUCAAUGUUCUUGUCCAAUUUCGGGAAUCUUGGCCUGGUCUGGCCUGCUUUCCAAAGGGAACUCCUUGCACAUCCAACUAGAUGGGCUAUCGCGCAAGGUAUUCUAGCUCCCUUGGUUCAGGUGCUCAUGUAUAUGGGAGUUCCUAUAGUUUUCCGCCGCCUUUUCACACAUUCGGGAGACGUGUCCAAGACGGCUCGGGAAAGGCAUGUCACAGCACGCCUCUAUGCUUUCUUCGUCUUCAAUAACCUGUUUGUCUUCUCGAUGUUCGGGUCCGUCUGGCGCUUUGUGGCUGGCGUGAUCGCGGCUCAGCAUAAUGGGGUGUGGGAGGCUAUACAAAACGCCCAUCUUUUCUCCAAUCUCAUGGUUGGUUUAUGUAACGUUUCGACUUUCUGGCUUACCUGGCAAAUGCAAAGAAACCUCGGUGCCGCCAUCGAUCUCUCUCAAGCCUGGAUCUUGAUUUGGACGUGGAUACAGAAGACCUUCUACUCUCCUACACCCCGCGAACUGAUCGAACUCAGUGCACCCCAGCCUUUCCCAUACGCGGACUACUUCAACAACUAUCUCUUCGUCUCCACAGUUGGGCUUUGCAUGGGCGCCUUGCAACCUAUCAUCCUUCCUAUCACUGCCUUCUAUCUUGGCAUGGACUGCGUUUUCAAGAAAUAUCUCCUCCAGUAUGUCUUCAUUACAAAGACGGAGUCUGGAGGUCGUUUCUGGCAGCUUCUGGUUAACCGCCUGCUGUUUGCGGUCAUGUUGGCCAACGCUGUGAUAGCACUGUCCGUUGGCGCGCAAGGCCUUGGCCCAAUCUCGAACUUAACCUUCGUGCGUGGAGAAAUGCUGUACGCAAUGGUACCGCUACCAUUUCUCCUCUUUGGUUUCAAGUGGUAUUGCAAGCGCACUUUCGACGACAAGAUGUCGUACUACUCCACACUCCCAUACUCGGACAUUGAGGGUUCGCACCACGCAGACCAUCCCAAGUCGCGGAAGAACGAUAGAGUCUCUGUCCGUUUCGGAAACCCAGCAAUCUACAAGAAAUUAAUCACUCCCAUGGUGCACGCAAAAUCGCAACACCUUCUAAAAGAAAUUUACAGCCAUCGCUCAAACACAGAGCAGGACAUCUUCACAGCUCGCGAUACAGACCGUGCGAGGCCUGCGACACUCAACUACGGCGACAUGUACAUGACAGAGCUGCAGCCAACACAGACAGGCAAACCGGUAUCCAAUGAGCAGAAUGUGCCUGGAAUUGAGAUUGUUGCAGAGCAGGACCUAGACUUCGCAAACUUCAAGAAACGCGCCGAGUUCAGGGAUCAGUUUGGCGGUGAUGGCGAGCUCUACGGUCGGCCCGAUGAUCUGAUUUCGCGCCCCGGCACACCUUCCACAUUCAAGACGUUCAUGGAGUCUGGACCGUAUGCAAAGAGCAAGAACAGGGACUCUUGGGCUUCGCACGCCUCGAGUAGUACACGGCUAGGAGAGGAGGAUCACGAAGUAGGAACAUCGUAUGCUCAAGGGUACCGGCGGGCAGACGGAUUUCAGGACGUGGGUGAUACCAGUGCUCCUGCGACGCCAUCGGGUAUGGAGGGCACUUUGAGAGCAAUGGAUAGUAGGCAACCGCUUGUCAGGCAGUUUACCGACGACGCAGGAGAUGUAGGGUAUUUUGAUAGGGGUUUGAGAGCACAGGAUACAAGCUACGAUAGAUAUAGACGAUGAUAGUUGGUUAGACGAUGGACCACAAAGUCAAACUGCUGCGGCCUA
Messenger RNA from Dothidotthia symphoricarpi CBS 119687, 3179 nucleotides. Its product is annotated as DUF221-domain-containing protein. Bases 435 to 3134 code for a protein of 899 amino acids. Lineage: Eukaryota; Fungi; Ascomycota; Dothideomycetes; Pleosporales; Dothidotthiaceae. The record is from RefSeq and is a predicted model, not a curated record. Gene Ontology annotation, cellular component: plasma membrane. The transcript is spliced from 3 exons. Gene Ontology annotation, molecular function: calcium-activated cation channel activity.